AUGGACGACUACUACGAUAGUGCAGAUUCCCCGGAAGAAGCGGCAGAGAUGGCAUUGCAAGUGCGAACCAUCCACGCUCAUGGAGGAUUUGAGAUGAGAAACUGGGUCAGCAACAGCAAUAACGUGUUGCAGAAACUCGGAAAACCUGGUGAAAAGGAGCCACGGCUGCUGCAAACCACGAUGAACAACAAAUGGGAAAGAGUGUUAGGCUUGUUAUGGCACCCAGAAUCGGACACUUUCACAUUUUCUACGGAGCUAGAACAGUUACGACACUUCAUUUCCGGAGAACGACGACCGACGAAGCGUAUCGCAUUGAAAGUCGUAAUGAGUCUAUUCGACCCCCUCGGGCUAUUAGCACCGUAUCUUAUUCAUGGUCGUAUCCUGAUACAGGAUCUAUGGAGAAGCGCAGUCCAGUGGGAUGAAGAAAUAAGAGAUGAGGAGUUUGAAAAAUGGACGCGCUGGGUUGAAUUAUUACCAAAGAUAGGCGAACUUAGUAUCCCACGUUAUUACUUCAGCGACGCGAUAGCCCCAUGUCAUACGCUGCAGUGUCACGUGUUUACCGACGCUAGUGAAACUAGCUAUGGCUGUGCUGUGUAUUUUAGAACCAUGAAUGAUUUGGCAGAAGUACAACGCACGCUAAGUAUGGCAAAAAGUAAAGUGGCUCCACUAAAACACCUAUCGAUACCGCGUUUAGAACUAGAAGCCGCUGUGCUAGGUGUCAAAGUACUCAAAACUGUAUUGAGCUAUCACUCGCUGCAACCCUAUGGAGUGUACCUAUGGACCGAUUCAUCGACUGUACUUUCGUGGAUUCGCUCAGACCACAGGCGAUACAAGCAGUUUGUCGCCCAUCGUAUUGGAGAAAUUCUAUCGUCGACUCAAGCGGAAUGCUGGCGGUGGGUACCAUCUAGGGACAAUGUAGCUGACUGUCUGACGAAGUGGGUGCGUGAUACAGUGCCGGAUUCCAACGGUAGGUGGUAUAAAGGACCAGAGUUUCUAUAUCUUUCGGAGGAUCAGUGGCCAAAGCAGCAGGUGAAAACGAACACUGUCGAAGAACUACGUCCUAGCUAUUUGUUUGCUCAUAUUUCUCUACCCGUUAGAGUGAUAGACAUCUCUAGGUUUUCAAAAUGGAGUAUACUGCUACGAACUGUAGCAUGUUUAUGCCGCUUCAUAAAUAAUUGCCGCUUGCGAAUCUCGGGACGGCCAAUAGAGACACUCCAGGCAACUAGAAACCUUCAGAAGUCGCUUAAAUGGAGCGUUCCAUGUUGUAAGACGCCGUUGAAGCAGGAGGAAUUUCAACGAGCAGAGCAGUUUCUUUGGAAAAUGGAACAAAGUGAAUACUUCCCCGACGAGGUUCGAGUCAUGUUGAAAAAUCGAGACCAGCCAAUAGCGAAAUGGCUAUCCAUCGAGAAGAACAGCCCGUUGUAUAAGUUAUCUCCAUUUGCCGAUGAGUAUGGUGUUGUCAGGAUGGAAGGCAGAACCGCAAACGCUGCCUAUGCCAAUUUCGACGCAAGGUUUCCAAUAAUUCUUCCCAAGGACGGUCAAAUAACUCGAAUGCUGUUGGAUCACUACCACCGCCGAUAUGGUCAUGCAAGCAAAGAAACUAUUGUAAAUGAGGUUCGUCAGCGGUUUGAAAUCUCACAUUUACGAUCAAUCGUAGAUAAUAUUUCUCGCAACUGUUGUUUCUGUAAGGUGACUAAGUGUAAGCCGAUCCCUCCACGAAUGGCGCCAUUACCCGAGCAACGCUUGACGCCGAAAGCCCGCCCUUUUAGCAACGUCGGUAUCGAAUAUAUGGGCCCACUAGAAGUCACUGUCGGUCGGCGCAAAGAGAAGAGAUACGUCGCUGUAUUCACGUGCCUGGUUAUACGGGCUAUUCAUUUAGAGGUCGCUUACGAUUUGUCCAGCGAGUCCUGCAUCAUGGCGAUCCGCAGAUUCACGCGUAGGCGAGGAUCCCCAGUUCAAAUCUUUUCUGAUAAUGGCACUAAUUUUGUGGGAGCAAACCGCGAACCGCAAAAACAGAUCAACGUCGAAUGCGCUGGAACCUACACCGAUGCGCGAACAAAAUGGUCGUUCAAUACCCCAUCCGCUCCUCAUAUGGGUGGGGUAUGGGAACGAAUGGUGAGGAGCGUCAAGGAGGCCAUGACUGCAUUGCUCAAUGGGCGGAAACUGACAGACGAGAUCUUGUGGACUACCCAAGUUGAAGUGGAAGGAUUAGUCAACUCGCGUCCUCUGACUUAUAUGCCACAGGAAAUAGGUCUGCCCGAAGCUCUGACUCCAAAUCAUUUUAUUUUCGGUUGUUCAUCUGGCGCUCACGAUCCUCUUCAACCACCUGAAGAUCUUGGGAAAAUUCUUCGAAGCAGUUUUCUACAAUCCCAGCAAUUAGCAGACGAAGCGUGGAGGCGCUGGUCAAAGGAGUAUUUCCCAACAAUCAACAAAAGAACCAAAUGGUUGAGCGAAGCAAGGUCCCUGAAGGUCGGCGACCUUGUAUAUGUAGCUGAAGGCAAACGAAGAUCAUGGACGAAGGGCUUUGUACUCGAGGUUAUGCCCGGAAAGGACGGUAGAGUUCGGCAGGCCGUGGUACGGACCGCGUUUGGAAUACUUAAGCGUCCGGUAGUGAAGCUAGCAGUUAUGGAGCUUAGUGGAUCUACGCUGGACCCUCCCCUCGAUCCACGGGGCGGGGAAUGUUCUGGCAGCACGGACGGUGACAACCUUUCGCACGAACUGCAGAAUCCGGAUGCAUGA
Molecule: messenger RNA, 2739 nt
Organism: Armigeres subalbatus
Lineage: Eukaryota; Metazoa; Arthropoda; Insecta; Diptera; Culicidae
Exons: 1
Coding region: 1-2739 (912 amino acids)
Biological process (GO): DNA integration
Molecular function (GO): nucleic acid binding
Source: RefSeq, a predicted model, not a curated record